AUGACGCAACCCAGAACCAGAACUCUUUCUGCCCCCUUCCGUGGUCUUGCUUACCAGGAAAGUGACUUUCUAGUAUUAAUCUUAUCAUUGCAUCAUGAUAGAAAUGCUGUUCAGGCGUCGUAUGUGAAAGCUAUUGAUGUAUGGAUGGGUGCAUGCAUGGCUUUUGUAUUUUCUGCUAUGAUAGAGUUUACGGUUGUGAAUUACUGUACUCGUCGUAAGCAGAGAAAAACUACUGCUCCUACGAAAAGCCUCAGUGAACAAGUGCAAAGUCUGGUCGCUCAGUAUAAGGACAAAAGAGCGAGCACAGAUUCUGCUAUUUAUCAAGAGUACCAAAAUGGUACCGCGCCUUAUGAGGUGUCCUUAUUCGGUAGUGGAACAGACAACUCGCAAAGUUUACACAAGAAACAAAUACGUGAGCUGAAUCAGCCUACGGUCCUGAUGCGACGGAACUUUUUGCCAAGUAUGAAGAGAAAGGCAAUCGAAGAACGAAUAAGACGGAGUGGAAGGAAUCGAAAGUAUGAACGCAGAUUGAUCGGAUGCGGACGCUAUCGAGAUUUACUUCCAAUGGCCUAA
Messenger RNA from Cooperia oncophora, 573 nucleotides. The record is from the annotation of a GenBank genome assembly. NCBI's taxonomy places the organism in Eukaryota, Metazoa, Nematoda, Chromadorea, Rhabditida, Trichostrongylidae.